Chondrus crispus (carragheen) is the source of this 279-nucleotide messenger RNA. RefSeq lists its product as hypothetical. Bases 1 to 186 code for a protein of 61 amino acids. NCBI's taxonomy places the organism in Eukaryota, Rhodophyta, Florideophyceae, Gigartinales, Gigartinaceae. The transcript has 2 exons. Gene Ontology annotation, biological process: negative regulation of apoptotic process; protein stabilization. The record is from RefSeq and is a predicted model, not a curated record.
AUGCUGGGAAAGUCGAGCGUGUCAAAGAAGGACGCGGCCGAGAAGGAGCUGCUCAACGUCAAGGUGCAGGAGGCGGACGUGGUGCUGAUCGUGGACGAGCUCGACCUGGAGCGGCGCGAGGCCGAGCGCGCGCUGCGCCAGGCGAGGGGGGAUGUGGUCAAGGCUCUGUGCGAGCUUGUUAGAUAGGCAGUAUAGACGGGGCGGUCGGGCAGGGAGUAGUCGUACACGGAGCGGGGCAUAAAUUGUUAUGGCACGGGGCUUUUGUCCACGCGCGAGAAA